CCCUCCCCACCCCCCUCAGAGGGAGCUGUCCGGUGCUGAAGUUGCAUUUCCUUCCUUUUUCUCUGCACGAGGACUAAAACCGGGCAGGCAGAGGACAGGCGCAGAGACUCCAGCAGAGGAGAGAGAACAAAUUACAGCCGCUCAACUCUUUCACUGGAUCAACUCACAGUUGGCACUGUCCCCCCCCCGACCCCCCCUUCCCCCCCUUUCCAUCCCCCCUGGUCAGUCGGUGUGUUACGGACGGAUCAGCACGCUGGCCAGGCCGUCGGUGACCGGCCGCGACUGCGAGUGUGUGUCGCUGCGUUUGCGAGAGCGCGCGUAGUUGUGUUUAGCGAGGGUGUGUGUGUCGGUGCCUCACCAUCAUGCCAAGGUCCUUCCUGGUGAAAAAGGUUAAACUGGAUGAUUUCUCCACCGGGGCGGAUCUAGAGAACGCCUACCGGCACAGGACAGACCUCAGCCUGCGGCUGCACGACAAAGCUGGUUACAUCAGUGACUACAUCAGCCCUGUCGUGUACGAUGGUGAGAGUGACGGUGGCAUCAAGGUACCCUCCCCUGAUCCCCUCUAUGACGGGAUCCACAGCGACUACGGGGCUCCUGACUCUGAGUCUCCCGAUAGCCCCGGCUCAGAAAUCACAGACGGCUACAUUAACGGAGACGCUGCCGUGAGCGAGGGUUACACGGUCGAUGCCUUCUUCAUCACCGACGGCCGCUCGAGAAGAAAAGUCCUGGGCAGCCCCAGGAGCAUCCAGAGGCACACCUGCAACGAGUGCGGCAAAACCUACGCGACGUCUUCCAACCUGAGCCGGCACAAACAGACACACCGCUCGCUGGACAGCAAGCUGGCAAAGAAAUGCCCCACCUGCGGGAAGGUGUACGUGUCCAUGCCCGCCAUGGCCAUGCACCUGCUCACCCACGACCUCAAGCACAAGUGCGACGUGUGCGGGAAAGCGUUCAGCCGACCGUGGCUGCUACAGGGCCACAUGCGCUCUCACACCGGGGAGAAACCGUUCGGGUGCGCCCACUGCGGGAAGGCCUUCGCAGACCGCUCCAACCUGCGGGCUCACAUGCAGACCCACUCGGCCUUCAAACACUUUAAGUGCAAACGCUGCAACAAGACCUUCGCGCUCAAGAGUUAUCUGAACAAGCACUACGAGUCUGCCUGUUUCAAAGGCCCCUUCUCUCCCCACGGCCCCUUAGAUGCAUGACAACCUAAAAUAGAUCAAACAACAGACAGAACUGCAGACAUGAAUUACCAUUAUCCUUAAAGACUGAACUGCAGACGGUAUAUUUUUGGUCAGAAUAUGACCUUGCUUUCCCUCCUUUCCCUUCUUCACUCCCCCUCUCCAGCUCCUCUCCACUUUGCCUCCCCUGGAGCCUGAUCAUGACGACAAAUAUGAUGAAGAUAGCACAAUUUUUCUCCUUGAGAUUUGCCCACUUAAGGAUUUAACUGAUCGACGCAUGCACUUCCUCAAAAACUCUACACCUCCUCUUCCUCUGUUCAGGAUAGAGACAUUAAUACUAACACUGCUUCCUCCUGGCAUCUAGAUAUAGUAUGACAGUAUAUAUUUUGGGACAAUGACGAUGAUUAUAAUGAAAAUGAUGACAAAGACAAUAGUGAACCUAUAGUUACUAGUUUUCUCACUGCAUUGGAACGCAGUAAGAUUUUCAUUCUGAUUUUGCAUUUUUGGGGGAAUAAUAGUAAUAAAAAUAGUAAUAAUGAUGAUGAUAAUAAUGCUCUGCUGCACCAAGUGACCAUAUUCUCUCCACUACUGAGGUAAAAAAUACUCUUUAUUAAUUAAUGAAUUAAUUGAUUAAUGUAUUUAUUUAUUUAUUUGAUUAUUUAACUUUUUUAUUUAUUGUACCUUUGUACUUGAUUUGAUGAGGCGAUACUAUUCUUUUGCACUUUAAUUUUUGUAUGUGUAUGCAGGAUGUUUGCCAAGCUUUUUUUUUACCACUACAGGCCAAAGCAUAUGUCACUUUUUUAAGUACUAUUCUUUAUCCCUUUUUAAGUUGUUUUCCUUUUUUUUUCUUGUUAACGUUAUUGCAUGCAAAAAACAAUAAUGAUAAUAAUAAUGAAAACCUAUGCCAACAUCAUAAAAAGCUUAUGAUUUUUGCCAAAUUCCUAUAGAUAGAACCCGAGGGCAAUAUUUUUCUCUUGGAGCCUCCAUAGGACUCUUUAAAAGCAAUAAUCACCUACUGCAUGGUAUUUUAUGAUGAAGUUAUGAAGUAUUACCUACUACUGUAUAGCAGUUUAAAAAUCAGGUAUGUUUUACUUCACCUAUAGUCAUAAACUGAAAAAAUACUAAUAUUACAGACAUCAGGGAACAUGCCAAUAUAGUGUUAGAGUAACAAAAAGAAAAGCCCUGUCUUUCCUCUCUUGUUAUGCACUGCCUGCCUCUUAGUGAGUAGAACUAAUGUAGGAUGUAGGCUAGAGAGGCUGGGAUCAGCUGCCUGCUGGGUGUGAGGCCUAUUGUAGGAUAACUAGUGCGCAAUCCUCACCGGCCCGUGCUAAGCUACACCUCAUGUUAAACAUGCCUGCAAACAGCAACCAGAGGACGCUUCAUUUGUAAGCUUCUCAGAUUGGACACUGGCAAAAUUAUGGAAGGCCGAAUUGACCCUUCAGCAUAUUGAAAACUUAUUGUCAAGCAGUCAAAAAACAUCAGAUAUUCAUCAUUUGCAAGAAACACAAUAAAUACACAAUUUGGUUAAACUGCUGAUCUAGUUGAAUUUUACAGAGACAUUCACACAAACUCACAAUCACAGGUAACAUAUAACUAUAACUAUAACUACUUUCAUUAGAAAACUGAGAUCAAGAUUGGUGCAUUGCUGAAGUUGGACUGAGGUCAACUUUGACUGCAAUGCAUUAUUCAGACACCCCUCCAGAGCACUUCCUCGCCAUAAACCGUGCAUUCUUAAACCACAGAAGUAGCAUGCACUUUGCCUGGAUGGUCUGAUUACAGUUCAGCUGUUACAGUCUCAUACAGUAGCCGCAUGAGACCGAGUCCUGAUUAUUCUGCAGUAGGCCCCGUACAUCCCCACUGGGCCGACCAUGGGCUUACUCUAUGAGUGUUAUUCCUACAGACAGGCUAACUCUAAUCAACUCUGACCCCGUCAAAUAAUUUAUCUCGUAAUUUAGGUGGUCAACACCAGUGUUGCUGAACCCAGUUCUCUGCAGCUCAGAAACCUUUUCUACAGAUUCAUGGAGCUUCCCAAGAGACAGACUGAGGACACGCACAGAUAUUCGCAAAAUAUCAAGUGUUGUUUUUUAUGUUAGUCUGCAAUGCAAAACUGUUUUUCCAUGUUGUGAGACUGUACAGAAACAUUCAAUUAGUACGUGUGCACAAGUGCAUGGGUGCAUGCAAGCACACAGUGCCUG
Molecule: messenger RNA, 3376 nt
Organism: Menidia menidia (Atlantic silverside)
Lineage: Eukaryota; Metazoa; Chordata; Actinopteri; Atheriniformes; Atherinopsidae
Source: the annotation of a GenBank genome assembly